Molecule: messenger RNA, 13356 nt
Organism: Porites evermanni
Lineage: Eukaryota; Metazoa; Cnidaria; Anthozoa; Scleractinia; Poritidae
Source: the annotation of a GenBank genome assembly
UCCUUCCAAAAGGACUUCCCGGUUGUUCUGAAAAGGCACUUGAAAUUAGGGACCUUUUAUUCAAACUUUCAUUUUCCGUGUGCGAUGAGGUCGGCAAUCGAUUUGCUGCAAAUAACAACUAUCAGUUGCCGUGACUUCUGAUGGCAUGGAAGAUUACGGUGAGUUGACUGUCCAAAUAUAUCGCUUGAUAUUUGCUCGUAGAAGAGCUAAAAUCGUUGACAACUAAAUUAGUCAGUGGGAUUUAGCUUACUUAUCUGGGGGAGCAGGGAUGGCGCGGUGGUGAGAGCACUCGCCUUCCACCAAUGUGGCCCGGGUUCGUUUCGCGGACUCGACGUCAUAUGUGGGUUGAGUUUGUUGUUGGUUCUCUUCUCUGCUCCGAGAGGUUUUUCUCCGGGUACUCCGGUUUUCCCCUCUCCGCAAAAACCACCAUUUCUAAAUUCCAAUUCGAUCCGGAAUGCUCGAGCGUUUAAUACAUGAGCCCCUGGCUCGGGAGAUUGCGCAACCACUCCUCAUGCUAUCGAGCUUAAAUAAAAUUGAUUUUGAUUUUUUUGAUCUGGUGGAUAGCUUCUUCUUCUCGCUUCUAGUUUACUGGCUCCUGCUAUUUAUACUUGUGUCAUUGUUAGUAUUGUGGAUGCCAUUACAUCAAUUGUAAUUAAAAUUGUCAAGGAAAUUAAAAAUAUCUUUAUCGCAUGAGGAGGCAUAUAUUGUACAGCCAGGUUCUUUACUUUGUUCUCUGAUUUGUGCUUUCACAGACAAUAUUCUCAUGGAAGCUUACAACGAUUACCUUUAAAAAACUAAUUAUUUAUUCAAGAUCCGUAAGGAAGUGGAUGCUUCAUCUGUUUAUGCUUUUCAGAAUAUAAAGCUUGUUAACCUCAUAUAAUUUUCUAAGCUGAUUCAAGUGUUUGUUACAAGUAGACUAGCCGCGAAUUAAGUAUAUUAUUGCAGUAUAGCGCCGGGCGGGAAAAUAAAGCUAGACGGAUAAACAAACCCCUGACCUCAGCUCCGAUCAACUCGCACUUCAGCUUGGUAAUGAUACCUCUGCACUGGCAUAAAAAUGAUCUAAAAUAAAUACCAACAUUAUGGAAUAAGUGUCAGUGGAAAAUAAGAAAACUUUGUUAGGAAUUGAAAAGACAUCUAAGCCUAUUAGACACAAAGAAACGAAUUGCUUCACACACUCCCAAUCUAUACACUCAUAAAAACUAGCCUGCGAACGGCAGACGUUUGUCCUCGCUCAUCAUCCAUGAAAAAAAAAACGGGAUUAAAUAUUUUUCACACUUUCGGAUUGGUUUUGGAAAUUUGAAGAAUGGAAAAGUGAAAAAACUUUGUUCAGUCAUAACUGAAGCGGUCAUGGCCAAGUGCUCAUACAUGUCUCGGCUCGAACAAGUUGAAGUCGGCUGUGCAGCGUAUUGUGCAACAUGGUUUAUCACCUGGUUUAUGAUGUGUAGGAAUGAUCUUCCGCCCUUAAACUUUUUAAGAAAGAGUGUCUCGACUUUAUUUACAAAAUAUUAAAUCGAAAUAUACGGCAUCGACUGUCAUUAAGUGUCGUAACUAACAUUUUCAUUUAAUUUCAUGAAUACUUAAUGACGUCAUGGUCAAAAUAGCUAGAACAGAACGGAAAGUGUCAUAAAAGUUAUUUUAAUUUUUUCCCUGAACAGCCGAUUAGUCAAAACAAUUCUACAUUAAGGAGAUAAAAAUAAGCGGGGGAAAGUCCCUUUUUUGACCUUUAAUAAUAGAUUAUAACGCAACUUAAAUCUGUUGUUAAGUUAAAUUGAUGUCGUAAGCAUUUUCAUCUGAACAACCUCUAGCAGGUUCCAAGUUUCAACUGAAUUCGUUACAUAUAAUAUUAACUAUUGGAUACAUAUAUACGGAGAUAUAGAUCCUAGAAGCGACAGGAGAUUGCAAUAGAUUACGUUUUAAAAGUAGUGUAUGUGGGCUGAGACGGGCUAAAAGCAUAAAGCGGAAGUUUACCUUUAACUGAUAAAGAACAAAUUACAAAGCCUUUGCCACGUCAGUACUUCAGCCGCCCUGCGCAUAAUUAUCAUGGAUAAAGAAAGCAGUUAAGGAAUAUGCGAGGCGUAUUACUCUAAUGGACGACUCUUGCUUGCCUUAAGUAGCUUGUUGUACACUAUGUUGGUUGGGCUAAGCGGAUCAUCAUUUUAGGUUAAUAGAGUGAAUAUCAUCAUUAAUAAUGUCUUUUAAGAUCUUGCUUUUACCCCUUGGAUUGUAGGGCGAAGUUUAUCGAGACAAGGUAGAUCAUUUAUUUUGUUCUUGAAGAAAGGAAAUACGUUCAGUGCUACUAACUGUCAGCACGUACACAUGACAGUGGUCCAUCUGGCGCGUACCUUGACGUCACUGUCGGGCACUGAUAACCUUUCCACUGACCUAAUUAAUUAGUCAGUAUGAACAACUUCAACUUCAACUUUAUUUGAAAAAAUAGUUGUAAAUAAACGACACAAAGAGACUGGUCCCAAAGUAGAAUUUGCUAAUCUGGGAGGAACAGUCACACUAAAACUUUGCAAUGAAAACAAUCUAAUUUAAAUUUACAAAAGGAGACUUACUUAAUUACUUACACAAGUUUUGGUAAUUUACAUAAUUAAGCAUGCAAUUGCAAGUUCAUUAACAUCACUUUCAUUAAGGACCGGUAAGUUUGAAUGAUAAUGAUAGUGCCAAUAAUAAUGAUAGUAAUAAUAACGAUAAUGAUGAUAAGGACAUGGCUUAAUAUAAUCUCUCGUCUUUUGUGCUCUCUCUCUCUCUUUAAGAUCAAGUUGAAACAGAAUCCAUUACGUCCUCAGGCUCUUCAGGUAAGCAGGUGAUCCCAAAGCAUUGUUAAAAAUCUUGAGUCUUGGAAUUAUGCUACAGCUUUGAAAAUAGGGAGGCGCUUUUGAAAGCAAGAAAUGUUGAUUAUUAUCCCAAAUAAUCCAAAGUACUGAAUUUAUUCAUUCAGAAUUACAGUCAUCAUUUCGUCAUUGUCGUCAUCAUCAUCAUUGUAAGUAUUUAUUAUUGAGGAGGACACAAAUGCUGACAACCUUAGCUACAUUUGCUAACAACCAUGUAACAUAGGAACACAAACUUUUUCCUCUUAGGAAAUUACUCGUACGUCGAGUCAUCACAGUCUCCUAGUAACUCUUCACAAAAUAUCAGCCCCAUUGAAGAGGAAAGAGAAUAUGACAGUGUUCCAGAGGAAGAGACAAUUCGAGUUAUUGAACCUUACCCAGGAUCUUACUGUUUGAGCAGCCACUCUGAAUUACCGGUCGUCAACAGAGGGACUGAGUGGAACUCCCAACCUAGCAAGGGCAUUCUUGCAAGCAAUGGUAAAUUGGCUAUUUACUUUAGAUUAGAAAAAUUAAACUUAAAAACGUUACUCGACGUUUCGAUUUUUCAAACAUCAUUCUCAAGAGUAAGAAAUGCUAAGUUUUUUUUAAUUAAAAAAACAACUUCGAAACUUAACAUUUCUUACUCUUGAGAAUGAUGUUUGAAACAUCGAAGCCUCGAGCAACGUUUUCGAGCGAAUUUAAUUUUUCUUGUUAAAUGCUUCAACAAGCAACUGACAAUCGGAUCUACUUUAGACACUUUAGAAUAGAUUUUGGUAGACUACGAGAAGUCCCCAUUUGUCCUCAGGGAUAGUAGAGCGAGCGAAACGCGAGAGCUUGAGAAAAUCACACACGACAGAAAGGCGGAGAAAAAUGGGGACUACUCGUAGUCUAAGAUUACAGUUAUUAAGCAUUAAAUGCUGAAGGGCAUAAUUAUUUGUAAUCGAUUAUUACUUGUAUGUUCUGUAUUUGAAUUGCUUAAUCGCUACGAUAACAGAAUUCGAACAAAAAACGAACAUCCUGUUCGAGGCAUCACAACACCAACAAACAAGCGCGCAUGGCAUUGUGGGAAGUCUGUAAUAUACUUCCGAAAAACUUUAAAAACCCAACUAUCCAGUUCGAUAUACUACAGUUACUGAAAAGAAAACUUUUUUAUGCAUUUUAGGUGACAAUGAAUUCCAGCAGUGGUCCAUCGAAUCUUUCUUCGAUGACCCAGAUAAAUUCAUUCAUGAGAUGAACAAGACCGCUGACCUGUGUAAGGGACAAAGGGAACAGUUCAUCUUGCAUACGGUUCUUCCUCAUCUAGAAAAAUCAUGGGGUAAAUGUUCUUCCAAAAACGAAGAGGUUUUCAAAAUUCUGGUUCAAAUAGGCUGCAGCGCCAACAGUGGAGUCGUAAUAAGACACGCAUUGCUAUUGUUUCUUCACCUGAUCUGUCAGGAGGAUUUCGACAGUGGGAACAUUAGUUUGCUUGUUGUGGAAGAAAUAACAAGAUCAUCUAUUUUUAUCCCUGAUGGAGUUUUAAGAAAAUCCCAACAUUCAGAGACAAGUUUACAAGCCUUUGUUUACAGUCGCAUUUUGUCAUGGCUUUUGAUACAACGAGCUCGAGACGUAGAUGUGUCAUUCGUGGCUGUAGAGCAAGAUUUGAAGAAGAUUCAACAUGAGCUGGAGAAAAGUUGUAAUCUUGUCUCAGGCAGAAAGAAGGAUCACUAUCGAUAUUCAAUGGAAUUUAUUAGCAAGACAAUUUCUCAGUUCAGGUCAAUGCCAGAUACAAAUUUGAAGACACUAAUAGAAGAAUGCCACAAGUUUUGUGAAAAUUCGACGUUGGAAAGUGGCAAAUUAGGAAUCCUAAGUAAAGUAAAGAAGAAUAACUAUGGAGAAUGGGUUGAUCUGCAUUGCGUCUUAAUUCAUCUGCAUGGAAAGGUCGGUAGUUUUUACUUAUUCUUUUCACCUAGCCGUACUUAGUUACGAUAAAAAUAUACUGUACAUAUUCAGGCACGCACAUAGACAUAUAACUGAAGAGUUCUCUUCGUUAUCGUUGUUACAUUAGGUGCAAAGUGAACGUCCUGUUCCACAGAUGGAGACCGAACGAAGGGCUCUUAAACUCAUCAGAUUAAUCGUGGAGGCUUACGUGGAGGGAAGAAGUAAAGCUGACUGGAAAUUUUGCCUGUUGGUAUCGUCUCUACUAGCAGAUACCGCAAAAAACAGCGUGACAAAAGGUAUAGUCUGUUUGCUCUGUUGAAUCGCAAAUUAGUUAAAAAGAGAACAUUUAUUAAAUGUGAGUGCCUGAUCAUUAUUUCUUCUCCGUGUCAAACAAAAUCACAUACGGCAACAAUAGGAACCACCUUUACCUUAUAACUGUAGGAUUAUAAAUGUUGUGAUCAAUAAAAUUUUAAACCAUAGGUCCAUAGUCUCCAUAUGUUUGUAGCUGAAAAGUCAGCAGUCUCUGUGACACAAAGCGCCGCGUAUUAAGGCUUGUGAGUGUAAAUGCAUGUCUCUAGCUAAAGUUAAUAGCACUGAACAGGUAUAGCUCAAAGGUCGGGUUUUAGCUAUUAUGACGCGAAACAAUAGAACGCAUACCUAGCAGGAUAAAUAGCCAAAAACAAGGAUUUGUCGGCAAGGUUUAAAGUUUAACGUUUUCAGGUUUUAUGAUUGAUCAUAACUCUUAUUAUUGUAUUGGUUAAUAAAGGAAAUGUUUAAUUUUAUAUUUUAAAUUGUCAUAUCAUAGCUGAUAUAAUUUCACCUUAAUUUUUAAGUAAACCGUGAUAAGCCGUGAGAUAUACUGUAAACUGUCCGAGUGGCUUAUGACGAACUUGUAAUCAAUCCUAGGCCUCAUUAUACUUUUAUAUUUUAUUUUUCCUCUUCUUUGAUCGAACAGAAUUGAGGGUGGAGGCUGGUGGUUGCUUGGUCUAUCUCCUUAAAAGUGAAAAACUGCGAAGAAGGCCAGAGUGCAGAGAGUUACUGGAGAGAAAAUGUAAAGAGGUUCUUUUCUGCCCAGACAAAGAAACUAGGGAAUUUCUGGUCCGUGCUCUCUACCACAAUUCUACCGGAGGGGAUCGCGAUUUACAAAGACCAGAACGCCUUCCAGUGGAACAGCUUACUGAACAUUUGUCCUCGUCGUACAGAACAAACUCGUUGGAAAUCAAGAAGCAAAUUAUCAGCGAUAGUCCAUCUAGUUUUGUCAAAAGUGGAAUGUUUCGAAGCAAAAAGGUAAAGCAACUUUAUAUAUGACAGUACACCAAUUAACGUAGUGUGCCACGUUUUUACUUGAAAAGCUAGCGAGUUUCCAUCUGUUCAGCGAGUGUGCAGCACAAAUAUGUUUCAGAAAACAACCUGGUGGGAACAGUUAAGACAACACAUCUCCAUGAAAACGGAUUUACUGCGUGACAAUUCAAAUGAGUAAUGAAAAUAUGUAGUUCUAGAAAACAAUAAAUCCUCUUCGGAAAAUACCCCUUAUUCAGAUAUAAAUUUUUAGUCUUCUAACCUUUCUAGAUCGCCAUCAAAUUCCUUCACGUAACAAAACAGCAUCUUAGGGAAAAGGAUCUCAAAUUACAGGCCAGAGAACGACUUAACCGAGAAGUCUUGAACAUGAGACAGCUAAAUGCAUCUCGACAUCCAAACUUCCCUGUCCUUCUGGCCUACGACACUAAACGUUUGCCGUACCAUAUCAUCACAGCAUUUGAAGAACGUGGAGACCUAUUAGCGUUUGUUCGGUCGUUCAGAGAAGGAGACCCGCCAGUAAAACACUAUCGGCUUCUUGAGAUGCUUAAAGAUGUCAGCGACGCUAUAUUGUAUUUAGAAGAGCUGGGAUUGGUCCACCGAGCUGUAAUGGCUAAAAAUGUCCUUGUGGGGUCUCAAAACUGCAAAUUAACCGGUCUUCAUUCCACUUGCAGAGCUUUUUACACAGGUAAAUCGGAAAGAAAUUGAUAAAGUUAAAAGCGAUUUAUUUCUUAAUUUGUUCUCAAUUCAGCUGUUGAGCAUUAUAUAAGAAUAUCAGGAGCCCUAUCCGUGAACAACGCAAAAUCUAUGAUAGCAACUUCGCUUAAUUCGUGCCCUGUUAAAACUCAUCCAGAUACUCCCAACACGAAUUGGUUUAUUGCAAUGUCGAUGAAAGACGUUAUAUAUCCUUUUUCAAUUACAGCUACAGAUUCUGUGGAGGGUUAUUGUUCAGCUGAGGUUCCUGAUGUUCAUGAAACUGAUCUCCCAUUUAGAUGGAAGGCGCCCGAGUGCUUAACGAAGCAUCAAUUUACCAGCGCGUCUGACGUUUGGGCCUUUGGGGUACUUGUGUAUGAGGUGCUCACGUAUGGUUGCACCCCAUACAGAGACAUCCUGGACAAAGACGUGCUUGAUCAUGUAGGUUGUUUUUCUCGCUAAAGAAAGCUGAAGAUAAUAACGACUGAUCAAUAUAUUGGAUGAUCUAACGGGAUUCCCUAAUCUGUAUGUGGCGAAAAAAAAAACUGUUUAGUACCCAAUGUAAAACUUUACUCACCAUUUUCACAUACACCAUGCUGCAUCUUGUUUACCCCCCAAAAUUUUGCAUAAUCAUUGUUUCCGAUUUCAUCCUGGGUAUUACACUCGUUCCAAGCCGAGAAAUCGAAGGCAAUGGUUAUCCAAAAUUUGGGGUGGGGGGAGUGGGUAAGCAAGGUCCAUUAUGGUCUGUGUGGAAAUAGUAUCAUAAUUUGAAAUGAGAAUAAAAGGUGCUGAACACUCUGUCUUUUUGCUGAUUUUUUGGGGGAUUCUCUUUCAACAUUAUAGUUUUACUACUUUUAUGUACCCAGUCAAACCCUUCAAGGAAAGAUUGGUUUAUUUCUAGAACUGGUAUGGAGAUGAGGUUUUAUGCCUGUCAAAAAAAGUUUUAAUUUGCUACAAUGAACUUAAAAUACUCUUCAUUUUGCAGGUCUUACACGGGAAAAAAAUUGUGCCGUCAGAGUCGUGCUUUGAAAAUGAAGAGUAUGAACUAAUAAGGCAGAGCUGUGCAUGGGAGAUAAACAAAAGACUCAAAAUAUCCCAAGUCAGUGAAAGACUUCAGGAAAUGUCCAGACGCGCCAAAAAAUCAGGCAUGUGUCAUGUUAAACUGAUGGUUACAUCCCGUUCGGGCUUUGAGGUGGAUCUUAAAAGGACAAAAAAGCAUAUGAUAACUAGAUGAAUACGGGAAAAAGGGAAACCAGUUGUAGUAUCAAACGAUCAACAGCGUGGCUUGUCUACAGUAACUAUCUGUUAACUACCUUUAUAUUAAAAUAACGAUUGCUGAUAAAAAUCUUACUGCUAUAAACUACUGACUGACGGAUAUAUUAACCACCCAGUAUAUCUUCAAUACUAUAAGUCAUUUCAUUUUGCAAUUUAUCCACCUUAGGGAAAGAGGGCUUAAGACAUCAUCCGCCUCCUUUAGAAAUGCAGUGCACCGGCAAUAGCAGCUCGGUAAGUUGCGAUUAAAUUUCUUAAAAAUUGCCUUUGAUUAGAAAGGCGUAUAUGUUUUAUUUUCAUCACCCAUAAUAUUACCCAUAUGAUUUCAAACAAGCCGAUUGUUAAUUGAUCCAGUUGUCUUCAAAGUUUGACAACCUUAAUUAUUGUUAACUUUCAGGAUGAAGAAUUAUACGAUUCUAUACCAGGUAACUUUCAUUACCUCUUACCACUCUUACAUUUUAUAUAAGCAAAAGCAAAUGUUCUUUCAUGUGGAGGGGCACCAAACUUUAUAAACCACUAGUUAUUGUCAUUAAUAAACACCUAUUGAUCAUAAAUAGCCAUUCCUAACUAACGCUGUGCCUUUUUUCUAGAAAAAUCUGACGAAUUGAGAAUGCCAGUACAGGAAAGUAACUGUGAGUUUGGAGAUUAAUCGAUUUUAUUAGAACAACCUCUUACAGUUUUACAAUAGCUCAUCAAUGAGUUGGUUUCCCCCUUUAAAUUUAGAUGUAUGUUGUUUUCUUUAAAGGCGUUUCUGAAGAAUGUAUGGUAAUGCCAGUCCAGGAGAGUAAGGGUGAGUUUUAUGAUAACGAUUCUAUAAGAGGUUUUAAAGAUUCAUCUGAUUUACCUAAAAAGGCAAUUUUUAACACUUACGGACCUUACGUUCAGUACAUGAUUCGCUUGUUAGUAGCUGAUGGCUCUGUUUUGCUAUAAAACUGUCGUUCUCUUAUUAUCUAACAAAACCACAAAUGGCUAUUUGUUUUUAGAUGUCUGCGGAGAACUAGAAGUCGAUGAUUACGUGGUCAGGAAAAAUGCCCAGGUAUGAAAAGUUAAAUUCCCUGACAAGCAAAUUUAGAAGACAAUUAAAGGAUGAAAAAAUUUGAAUAUUUGACUUGGUGCACUUCCCUUGGCGCACGACAUCCCUUCUGUUGUAAAUUGACCUAACUGUAUAUUUUUUUUUUCAAUUCAGGGAUUAACUAAAAUAUGGGAAAAAUUGUCAGAAGAAGAAGAUAAACAUAUCAGGGCACUUAAUCAUCUAAAAAAUGACCACCUUUCUUCAGAAUAUGAAAUCGAGUAUUUUGAUUCGCUUCCCUGGAUGGUAAGUUAUUGUAUUGCAUUUGAACUUUCUAUAAGGACGUCAACGGAUAGUUUUAUCUUUUACAUGUAAUUAAUGUGAAAAUGCUUCAACAUAAUGCAGAGCUGGGAAUGCCCCAAGGGAAACUUAAAGGAGUACGUACUUGACCAUCGAUGCAAAGUGGAGGACAUCGUCAUGUUCCUGUCGCAGGUGGCGUCUGCCCUUCACUACCUCCAUGUAAACCAUAUUGUACAUGGAGAUCUUCGAGCUGAGCAUGUGAACAUAGUAGCAACAAACAAGGUACACAACCUUUAAAUUUAGUCCCAUCAACCAUAAACAUCAAAAGCAUCAAACGUGUUCUCCACUUACCACUUGCUUACACGAAACUGCAUUAAAAAAAGAGAAGCCUUAUUAGUGAAUUCUGAACUGUCGUUUUAUUUAUGAUAUUAAAAUGAAGGAUGACGAUUUGUUCAUCAACCAGUCGACCGUUUUAUAACCUGACAUUACACCUCCUAUUCAUGAAUGAGACAACUUUUGUUUGUAAGAUGCAGUGAUUUCCCCGCGGGGACAGGAAAGGUUAACUACCUUAUACCCUUACUUAGCAUAUACGGAAAUGUGUCGUUGGACAGGGAAGGAUGGUUUUAGUCCCCUCUAUUCUCGCCAGGGUAUUUACUCUAGCACAUUGUAAUAAUCCAAAACUACUUUCUGUUCUCAGCUGUUUCAAAAGUUUGCAAAUUAAAGAUGUAUUGUUUUUAUUGCAGGUUCAAGUUGGUCGCCUGUGUCGCUCCAAGUCCCUGUCCAUGAGUGAAUACGAAGUUACCAGUACGUCAUGCGUAAAGGGAGCAAAAAUGCCACCCGAUGCUCUUCGCUGGUAAGUUUACGAGAACAAUGUACUCAUUUAAUCCCGAAUUAGUCCCGUAACCUUCGAAUGCAUCCACCUCUCAUUGUUCCCCUCUGCUGAGAGGUCUCAAGUGGCGGGAAAUGAUAAGAGACAGCUUCCUAAAUUGUUCUCUGCUCGAGUAUAACGAAGGGUUUCGAACAGAGUUUCUGAACUUCACCAAAAGAGAUGAUUUGCAAAUGUCGAUCACUGCUGAAGAGGACAACACGUGAAUUGACUGAAUUCCAAUUUCUUAUGAGUCGUGGCGAUAAUGUUGUCAGAAAAACUAUUGAGAGGGCCUGUGUGACAGUCGACUUGCCACUUAUAAUUAAUACCAGCAAUAAUCAUUUAAUUUUCAGGAGUGCACCACAGGUUAUAUUAGAUGGACAAUACACGCAUGCCAGUGAUGUGUGGGCUUUUGGUAUUUUAGCCUGGGAGCUUUACACGUCCUUUGCAGUUGGUCAACAAAAGCGUCAAUUUUCAGUUCCCUACCAUGAACUUAAAACGCAAGAAGAGGUAAAUCAUAGAAAUUAGACCGAUAGUAUGCCAGUAACAGAAUAUCGUCUUCAGGAAGGAAAUAUAUGUUUUCCUUAUUAAGUUGUAGCUAUUCUGUCACUUUUGCAAAGGUGAUUUUCUGAAAACCCACCUCGUCAGUUGACCCUCUCUCAUUUUUUGUAGAUUCUGCAAUACAUGGCAGACGUUGGACCCUUGGGCCAACCCGACUGCUGUCCUGACUGGGUGUAUAAAAUUAUACAUCAGUGUUGGGCGUAUGAUUCUACUCAAAGACCGCCUUUUCUGGCUAUCGUUGAUUGCUUGACGAGCAGGUACGUUGUUUAAUAGUCACCCUUAUGGACACUAAGACAUAUUUUAUCUCCUCACCUGGGAAGAGGCUUCCUACGGUAAUUUUCACACAGUUUUACCCUUUCCGUGGCAGACUGAAACAAAAGCCUCUGUAUGGGGCGAGUUAACCGAGAAAGUUGUGUUACGGAGACAUAUAAUAUUCUGUUUUGAGGUUAGAGACAAAAAAGGACACAAAGAUGUACAAAUAGACCUUCCAAGAUGGCUUCCAAAACCAUGACAGGGUCUAUUCUUUCAUUUAACCUCAUUAAACGUUUAAAAGAUACUAAAUUAUUUUCUUUCUUUCUCAUAAAGGGAGCCAAUGAAGUCAUGGAUGAUGCAACUGUGGCUGCAAAAUCACAGUGAAAGCGAUUGGCCAGACCUGUCCAUUUCCCAGGACGGUGCUCACGUAUUGAAUGAAGGUCGCCACCCAUCCAAACAAGACAUCGAGAGGAUGUGCUCAGAAGACUACUUCGCUAAACACAACUAUAGGUACAAUAGCAUCCGACUUUCCGAGAAAGACAAGACCUUGUACAGUAGCGCAUAUUCUAACCCCAUUUACUUGACAGAAGAUGAAACAUCGCCAAACAAAAAAAUGGGGCAAAACAAUAUUGAUCCGUAUGACGUUCCUGGAGAACGCAAACAUGCGAUAGGGGAAAUUAACCAAAAUAGAGGUCCGCAUGAGGAGAGCCGCAACAAAGCAUCUGGAAUGGACCUGCAAGAUUGCACCAUUCAAGACAAAGCGACAAAAAAUUUGUCAAAAGAUAACAAGGCACCCAAAAUGGAACACGGCGAUUGCCACAUAGACAACAAACCCAUAUCCAGUGGAGGCCGGAGGAGAGAAAACCAAGACACGCUGGCGCUUAGACAAAAUGUCCAAAAUAGUGAUCUUCAAAGCACUACACUCCAAAAGGAGCAAGACAGAUGCUCCUUGUACGACAAACCAACAUCCAAUCCAACAGCCACUGAAAGCAAAAACAGAGAAUACCAAAAUGCGCUGGCGCUACAAGAAAGCCCGAAUGAAGCUCUUGAAAAUAAAACACUAAGAAACAAACGUAACAAACCAACCAAUGUGUUAGGCGAUAAAGACGAAAACAGACAAUACCAAAAUGUGCCAGCGCUUAGAGGGUCCAAGAAUGGAUGUCUUCAAAAUAAAGCGCUCAAAAGGGAACAAGGAGGCUGCUACAGACACGACAUGCCUGAACAUGGAGGCGAAAACAGAGAAUACCAGAAUGUGCAGGCACUAACACCUGUCCACAGAACUGACGACCUUCAGAGAAAACCAACCAAAAUGGAUCCUGGGGGUGACUGCUUUGUGAACAGUGAAUAUCCAACCAACACCGACGUAACAGAUGAUGGACGCAAAGACCAAGAUUACGAAAACGUUCUGGCACAAAGACAAGUCCAUCAAAAUGGAGCUCCUCAGAAAAAAGAAAAGGGUGAAACUGCUCGUGCUGGUAGACUAACCCCAAGGAAACGGAAGUACGGAAAUGAGGAAAACAUACAAAGAACCUCAACGUCGGAGGAGAACCAGCCAAAAGAAAAUGAGUACGCCUGUGCAAACGAACAGGCGACGCUAGAGGGGCGUCAUUUAAGUAUGGAAGACGGCCAUUCCAAUAGAAUGUCUGCAAGCCAUGAUAAAAAAAUUGAGUUUGAAUAUUAUGUUUAAUUUGUUCGUUGUACAUAUGGUUCCGAGAAGCAACAUGCCUAAUAACAUUUGACCCCACAUAGCAUUUUGGAUGCUUUCCGACACACUGUAAAUCUAACUAAAAUAAUAGUAUUUACGUUGGAAAAAAAGCCGGCCUUAUUUUGCUGGCUGAAACUGUGUUGCUACCAUGGCCAGUUUGUUCAAACAUAACCACAGGCAUCCUAAACUCACGUAGCUGGCUAUGUUGCGAUUUAUAGGAUUCACUUACUUUUGCUGCAUUUUGUGUCCUUGUGUAUUUCUGUGGCGAUUUGGGCUGGUUUUGCCAUACUGCCUUAACCUUAAUCAAAAGCCUUUUAUUAAAGUCAGAAAGCAGUGGUUUUUAAGUCUCUAGUCAGAGAAGACCUUACGAUAACGUUUUGCCCUGUUCUGUCAAAUGAUCGAGGUUAUAUGUCAAAACGUCAAUAGCUAAAUUUGUAUAUUUACAACCUUAAAAAAGAUUUCUUGAAAAAUGUUCUGCAUGUGAACAGUAAAAUGUCAGUUUUAACAUGCGGAUUCGACGAUCUCACGACUUAUUUUUUAUGCAGAGUAACCUGCCGUACAAUUUGAUAAUCAUAAGAAAAGUGAAAUUUUAUUAGAAAAAUAAGAGAAAAAAAGAAAUGUGUGAUGCGUGAACGUAUUUUUAUGAAGAAGUUUUUAAAAUAGAAUUUUUUGG